Molecule: messenger RNA, 528 nt
Organism: Plasmopara halstedii
Lineage: Eukaryota; Oomycota; Peronosporomycetes; Peronosporales; Peronosporaceae
Exons: 2
Coding region: 1-528 (175 amino acids)
Biological process (GO): negative regulation of protein kinase activity
Cellular component (GO): nucleolus
Molecular function (GO): protein kinase inhibitor activity; double-stranded RNA binding; protein kinase binding
Source: RefSeq, a predicted model, not a curated record
AUGGGUUGCUAUACGACGUUGCAGACGUUCAGCGAUCAGGAUGCACAAGGAGCUGCCGUCGCGUACGACGCAGAUUCUAAUGCAAAGGACUCUUCUGAUGCUGCUAGCAAUGUUAAGGGUGGAAAGCUUGUCGUUAAUCGCGUGGACAAUGUAUCUGGCAGCUCUGCGGGUGCCGGUAGCGGCGAGUUCCACACGUACCGCGCUGCCAGGAGACGGGAAAUGGAUCGCAUUGCGAGUAUGGAACAGCAGUACAAGGAUAAUAAGGCACAGCAAGAAUUUGAGGACAAGCGCAAGCGUAAGGCUGAGAUAUUCGAAGCCAAAAUGCAAAAGCGCACGGAAAAGCGACGCCGUCGAAAGGAGCGGGCCAAGGCAAAGACUUCUGAGAUAGAGUCGGUGGUAAAUACUGUAUUAAGCAAAGAGAAGAUGCUCGAAACGCCAGGAGGAGUCCCGGAGAUUCCCAAUGAUGGAAGUUUUCUGGAAACGAUGCUCGCACUGCAAAAAGAAAGGAAGAAAGAGGAGAAAAAAUAA